AAAUAUUUCCAAUCUAAAUAUUAUGAAGUAUUCUGAAAAGCUUUAUUAUGUUAGGAAAAAUUCCAAUUUCUUCCCAUAUUUUUAUCACUCUAAAACAAACUGCUUCACCAAGAUUGAUAGGCUUUUUGUUUAUGAUGUUACGAGUCAUGCCAUUAAAUACUGGACUGUUUUUUCUUUAAUCUUUCGUGCCUGGAUGCAUUGGGCAAUUAUGGAAACAUAUAAUGUAGCCACAGCUGUGCUUGCACUGCUUGAUUAAUGUUGAGGUUAAGGGUUCCUUUUUAUAUUUAAAAAAUAAAAAAUUAUUAGCUUGUUUUACUCGACAAGCAUCAUCUGGUUGUACUUUGGCUUACGUGGAAUCAGUUUGCUUUGGUGGCAAGACCUGGUUGGUUGACGCCAACACAACUCUAAAUGACAGGGUUUAGAAAACGCCUUCAGCUUCUUCCCUGUCAACAUAAACAGAAAUUUCACAGAAUUUUGCAGAAGCAGACCGUCAUGACAGCUCGGAAAAGAGCUUCAGCGACUGCGACAACAACAGCGGCUACUGCAGACUCGAGGUCAACUCAAGCAAACCAUAAAUCCCCGGAAAGCACUUCUUCUGAUCUGCUGAUGGCGCGGCCAAAAUGGGGAAUAAUCGUGAAGCUUUCUCUUUUAUUCUCAAUCCCAUACUUUUACCUCCUCUUCUACCAUUACAAGAUCGAACAAGAGUUGAAGAGAUUGAUCCUUAUCAAUGCUGGACUCAGUCUUGCCGGCAUCUUUGUUACUCUCAAGAUGAUACCCGUGGCUUCUAGAUAUGUUCUGAGCCGCAGCUUGUUUGGGGUAUGAUAUCAACAAGAAAGGUAUCCCUCAAGGAACUGUUAAAGUGCCUGAAUCAUUGGGAAUUGUUGUAUGUAGGCAUCAUCUUCUUGGUCUUGGCAAUCGUGUUCCAGUAUUUUAACUUCACAGCAGAUUCAAACUUCUAGGGUAUCUACAAGAAAGUUUCAGAAAAUUGAAAAACUACUGAUGCCUGAUACCAAUUUUGAGUGGCUUGUCGAGUGCAAUGCAGCAUUGGCAUCUAUCUGCUUCAUGAUUUUGCUUGGAUUUGUAGAUGACGUCCUGGAUGUUCCUUGGAGAGUGAAACUACUACUGCCAUCAUUUGCUACUCUUUUCCUAUUGAAGGCAUAUGCUGGACAUACAACCAUCAUUAUUCCAAAGCCUCUAAUUCCAUAUGUUGGGCUAGAGGUGUUGGAUCUAGGAUGGAUCUAUAAAUUAUAUAUGGCACUUCUGGUAGUCUUCUGCACGAAUUUCAUCAACAUUCAUGCUGGUUUGAAUGGUCUUGAAGUUGGGCAAACAGUUGUCAUUGCAUUUGCUAUUAUGGUACAUAAUAUCAUGCAAAUUGGAGCAUCUUCAAACCCUGA
Messenger RNA from Rubroshorea leprosula, 1394 nucleotides. Lineage: Eukaryota; Viridiplantae; Streptophyta; Magnoliopsida; Malvales; Dipterocarpaceae. The record is from the annotation of a GenBank genome assembly.